Molecule: messenger RNA, 1176 nt
Organism: Symbiodinium sp. CCMP2592
Lineage: Eukaryota; Dinophyceae; Suessiales; Symbiodiniaceae
Source: the annotation of a GenBank genome assembly
AUGUUGUCGGUCCUGUUAGCCUACGAGCUCAGCUCAGACGGUGGCGCCGUGGUGGAAGCAGCGAAGGAGAAGCGCGCGAAAGCCAAAGCCAAGGGCCGACCGAGUCCGGGUACGACUACCUUGGCAUCGCAAGAGGUUUUGUCGAUGCUUUCUCGCAUUGCGGACUUCGACAAGCUGCAGCGAGCAGCAUACGAUGCGGGCUACAACGCCAUCUCGGUGCCUCUGAGCAGAGUCAGCAAGGACAUGGUCCGAGAAGGCUUCACUUGGCUUAAAGCGAUUGAUGGCGAAAUGGUGAAGAAGGUGCCCAAGCCAGAGACCCUGGAGGCGCUGAGCCGCUCCUUCUACGAGGUCGUCCCUUUGCUGGAUUCUGAGGGGAAGGAGGCCAUCACCACCAGGGACAGCUUCCAGCGGCGGUUGAAGGCUGUCUCGAUGCUCUCGGACAUCGAGGCAGCACACUCGCAGUGGCGAGUGCUACUGGCGGAUGACCCGGCAUCACAAGGUAGCAAGCUCUCUGAAGAAGUCCUUCAGCAGCUCUACAAGAGCCUGAAGUGCGACUUGCGUGCAGAGAGCCCAGGUGCACCUGCCUGGCAGCUAGUGGAGAAGUACUUGGCUAGCAGCUUCACCACCUCGGCACCGCCCCGGAUAAGAACCAUCUUCGGCAUCGAGAAGCCGCAGGAGGUGGCCAGAUACCAACGGUUUGCGAGCGCUUCGAAUCGGAUGCUGUUAUGGCAGGGGGCGCCGUUGACGAGCUGGCUAAGCCUCCUUGCCGGGGGGCCGCGGCUGCCGCCCAAAGAGGCGCCCGAGUCCGGCUACGCCUUCGGCAAAGGCCUCUACUUCUUCAACGCUGCACGACCUGCCUUGCCAAAGGGUACACCCGCCCUGCUCCUGCUGGCCGAGGUUGCCUUGGGCAGCAGCAGACAGCUCAAUGAGCCGACGAAGGGGGUAGAGAAGCUCCCACAGGGCUUCCAGUCGCUUCAUGCCAUUGGGGCCUUCCGUCCUUCGCUGUCGCUGGAGCACAGGUUUGCGGACGGUACCGCCGUCACCGUCCCGUCCGGCUCUUUGCGUGAGGUGCCUGGGGCCUCAUGGGGCCAGUACGACGAGUAUGUGGUCUUUAACACUGCGCAGGUGCGCAUGAGAUAUCUUGUCGAGGUCGAAGAAGGCCCACCAGAGCCAUGA